Messenger RNA from Porites evermanni, 4116 nucleotides. NCBI's taxonomy places the organism in Eukaryota, Metazoa, Cnidaria, Anthozoa, Scleractinia, Poritidae. The record is from the annotation of a GenBank genome assembly.
AUGGUUUGGAAGGAAACCUGCAAAUUUGGAAUUCAUACCGGUCGAACGCUAAGAAAACCUUGGGAGACAGUUUCUUCAGGCGAUCGUGGGUUUCUGACAAAAACCGUCGCCAACACAAACAUUAAUUUCACCGAUAAAGACAUCAAUAGAUAUCUGAGCAAGUUCCAUGUCCAGGACGGCUUAGAUGAUGAAGAAGUGGCGAAACAAAGCCGUAAUCAUCGACGCUGGGGUUUUGGACGAGGUUUUUCCGACGACUCGGUGUUGUAUGCCAUUGGUAAGCGAAAGAGGUGGCUCCUGCCAGGGAUUUUAACAAAGGAAAUCUCCGAGGAUUAUGACAGUGAAAAUGAUUACAAGGCAGUGCUUGUGGAAAGGCUGUCAGUAAAUUGUUCUUUGUUCGGUCCUUCUCCUCUACUGAGACGUGGUGAUUGCAAGGCUGUGGUGGAAGGUGAAGAGAUUCGGAAACCGAAACGACGAAAGUUCGCGCACGUCGGCGAUUUACGGAAAGAAACUAAUAAAACCGAAAUCGUUUACGAAGUGAAUCAUACCGAACCGUCGUUAAUCUGGCCAAGCUUCAUACAGCACAAUGGAAAAUGGAGAGAAAGUCGACCUGGAAAGGCACAGUGUAAAACAAAAGGAAAAAAGAACAAGAGGCGCACCUGGGGAGGGUACAAGAAAUUUGAGCUGAGGAGACAAGAAUGUGAAUAUCAGCAAAGGAAAACGUUUGAUUGCAAUGUUGAUAAAGACAUGAGAGAAAAAAAGUGGUCAGAGAGCCAUGAGCAGAGUUCAAAAAUUCAUGAACAUAAUCUAAACUUUGACAUUGAAAGUUACAUCACUAAGUCACCAACAGUUACAAGUAAUUGCCGCAAGAAUGUCAAGAAGUACAUGAGGAUUACUUCCAAUAAAAAUGAAAGGAUUUCAAAAGUGAACCCAGCUUCGUCACAUGCAGUCAAUCUGCAUGGGAAAGGAUCAGUGAUAUAUGUUGACCCACCAACCCCACAGCAUGGUUACCAUGACAACAGCAAUACAGCAGAUUUUGACUCUGACAGUGCUGGCUUGACAGCUCCCUUAAAAGUUGAAAGAAUUGUUCCCAGAAAGGCAGUUUCCACAAGUGUGGACAUUGACAGUGAAAAACUUGAACCUCAGAAAAUGCAUGAGCAGUUUGGAGAUACAUACCAGGAGGGUUCCUCUUUACCUCGGCGAUUCAGCAUUUGCCCCACAAAUCAACCCUCCAAGUUUGUCUUUACCUGCCAGCCUCACAAUGCUGAUGACAUAGGGUUUGCCACAGAAAACGUCACUGUGACAGUUGUAAGUGAUGAACUGCCCUCCAAACAAUCACAGGAUUGUGAAGAGUUUUUGUGCAAUUGUUUUGGCAUUUCUUUGCAAGCAAGUGUAACUGGAGAGAAAUCAAGAAGUUACGAGAUCAAUACUGCUGAUCACAACCCAGGUUCUAAAACUAGAGUAGNAACCCAGCUUCGUCACAUGCAGUCAAUCUGCAUGGGAAAGGAUCAGUGAUAUAUGUUGACCCACCAACCCCACAGCAUGGUUACCAUGACAACAGCAAUACAGCAGAUUUUGACUCUGACAGUGCUGGCUUGACAGCUCCCUUAAAAGUUGAAAGAAUUGUUCCCAGAAAGGCAGUUUCCACAAGUGUGGACAUUGACAGUGAAAAACUUGAACCUCAGAAAAUGCAUGAGCAGUUUGGAGAUACAUACCAGGAGGGUUCCUCUUUACCUCGGCGAUUCAGCAUUUGCCCCACAAAUCAACCCUCCAAGUUUGUCUUUACCUGCCAGCCUCACAAUGCUGAUGACAUAGGGUUUGCCACAGAAAACGUCACUGUGACAGUUGUAAGUGAUGAACUGCCCUCCAAACAAUCACAGGAUUGUGAAGAGUUUUUGUGCAAUUGUUUUGGCAUUUCUUUGCAAGCAAGUGUAACUGGAGAGAAAUCAAGAAGUUACGAGAUCAAUACUGCUGAUCACAACCCAGGUUCUAAAACUAGAGUAGCUUUGAUGUCAUUUGAUUUAUUGUGUGACAUCAACAAAUGGUCUUGCAAAGUUUCUUCACCCAGCUUAGCAGUUGCUAAUAAUCUCCUUGGUAACCAUGGCAACAUUCAAACAAGUGACCCUAUGACCAGUGAAGACAACAGCGCUAUCAUUCCUGAUGCUGUUCUGUGUGAAAUCUGUUGCUCGGAAUUUUAUCAUGACCCUUCUAAUGGUAAGUUUUUUUCUUCUUUUGAUCAUCUCUUUAAUGUUAUAACUGCAAGCAUCAGGACUGUAUAGAGGCAGGUGGGUGAUGGGUAGAAGAUUAGAUUAAACCUUCAGUUGUCAGAUACUGAUAUUUUUUCAUCGCUUUUUACAAUACACUGUACCUGUAGUUUUGAAAGUUCUUCUAUUCUAAAAGAUACCAUUGCUGUUGUAAAUAAAACCAGCCAGGGAACUUACAGUUCUUCAGAUUAACUAAAGUGACUUUUGUGAUACUUGUACAUCUCAGAGAUUAGGGGCAUUUCAAUAUAAUAAUUUUUUUAUAAAGGAGUUCUUUAUGAGAAACAGAUCAUCAGAAUUUCUCAGGUUAAAAUUCAUUGGGAGAACCUGUGUUUUUUUUUUUCAAGAUACAUACCGUAAUUACUGGUAUGGUUCUAGUGUUUCUCAUGUACACUGUACACUGUAUGGGCCUUUGCCAGAUUCCACUCUAGCAGGCAAUCACAACUUUACUGGAAGGAAUAUUAAAUGCAAGAACAGUCCAUUCAGCUCGGGCACUCUGUUACCGUCACACUUCUUACAGCAAUGUCUUCUGUUUAAUACUAUCUUAUGCUUCUUUUUUUGCCCUUAGAAACUGUACCUUUUGGCAUUUCUUGUACUGCCUUGAAGUCCUGUGCACACUGGUUUUGUAAUGAAUGUUGGAAGUCCUAUCUGUCUGCGGAAAUAAACCAAGGAAAAAUCACCAUCAAAUGCCCAAGCUCUGACUGUGACAGUUCAGUUGAUGACACCACCAUAAUGGCACUUCUACCUGAAAGAUUUCUGCAGUUUUCAACAAUGAGGCAAGAGAAAUAUGUGGAGACAAGUACCUCUUGGAAGUGGUGCCCAGGAGACAAAUGUAAGUUGGCUGUCAUGGCAACACAAGCCACUAAAACCCAAGAUGGAAUUGUUCCAAUGCCAGUAAGCUGCAGUUGUGGUCAAAACUGGUGUUUUGGAUGUCAGUCGGAGCCUCAUUGGCCAGCAUCAUGCGCAGAUGCAGCAAUUUUCCAUACUAAGACAGAAACCUAUGCAAAGUUGGUCAGAAAUAAUACUGGUGGAAUUACUUCAGUUAAUGUUAAAAAAUGCCCUCACUGUAGCUACCCCAUUGAAAAGAACCAUGGAUGCCCUCAUAUGUCUUGUAUCAUGUGCACAGGGGAGUUCUGUUGGACAUGCCUUGGGCACUGGGACAAACACGGAUGGGGUGGUGACUGCAGUAAGCAACUGAAGGAAGAAGAAGAGGUGGAGCUGAUAGACGAUGUGGGGUCGACGAGGUUUAAUUAUCACUCUCGAGUUGCCAUAGCUCAUCGAAUCAAAAGAGCUGCUCCUGUGUUGUACACAAAGUAUCGCAUGGUUAAGAAGCUGCAAGAAUCACUGGAGAGAGAACACCUCGAAAGCACAGUCAAGUCUGUUACAUCAGCUACCAGUUUGUUUCUGAGCUUGUACAGUGCUCAUGAUGUACCAAAGUACCUGAAAGCUUCAGCAGACUUGAAGUUUCAAGUUCACCUGGUCAUUGAGGGUGUGUCGAUCUUAAUGGCAGUUUCAAAAACGAAAAGUUAUCAUGGUAGCUUAAGACGGCGUAUCUCAACUCUGUUGUUCAUUGUGGAUAGACUAGAGGUCAUUGCAAAUGGCAGGCACUUUUGCACAGACAUGGAUAAGAUACGGUUUCAGCGACUGUUUGACGCUGGAAAACACUGCAUUGACUGUAUUAGAAAAUUGUGCAUCAAAAUAUAUAACAAAAGUAAAUUUCUCCAUGUGGUCUGCAAUAAUGACCGUUAAACGAUAAGCAUUAUUCUGCUAGCCAGAGGAACUAUAUUUUGUUAAUAAUAUUGCAGUAAUGGUUCUACUGCAUUGCAGUUAUCGUGAAAAAAGCUUAUAUACUUGGACU